AUGACGGAGGAGGGUCAUUCGGCCAACAAGAAAGCGGUCCCGCCCAAGACCACCCGGGCGAAGCGAAAGCGGGCUGCUGCCGACGAUGGGGGCAGUCCAUCUGAAGAGGCGCCCGUCGUCAAGCGGCCACGCGGGAAGGCGACCAAGGAUUCCUCUACACCAACGACGAGGUCCAGGUCAGUGAAGCCGGCGGCGCAGAAAGCAAUCACCAUCAGGGCUUCUGCUAAGAUAAGAAAGACCUUCGAUGAGCCGACCCUAGACGCCGAUGUGGACGCCCCGUUCACCAGCAAGGGGCGUUCACAAAAGGCACCUAGAGCGAGCCGCAACACUCGAGCACACAGCUCGUCCACAAGCGGUGCCUUCUCGGUCGCGGCCAAGGGUACCAAGCAUCGCCUCCGCUCGCGUAGUCUCUCCCCCGGCAGCAGCAGCCACCAUGCCAGGAGGGGAAGGAGCCGUGGCCGAUCCCGACACUCGUCCCGCAGCGGCCGAGGUGGCCGCAAGCACAGAGGCAGUCGCCGGGGGACGUCGACCACCGGCUCGGAGAGCAGCCGAGGCCGAAAGAGGGGACGCAGCAAGAGCCGACGUCACCACCGCUCCGUGAGCGGCUCGUCUGCCGCGAGCGCGACCACCAAGAGUGGCGGACGUAAACGGCACCGCCGCGCCCGUAGCAGGUCGUCGAGCCGUCGAGGUAGGCGGGUGAAGUCGAAGAAGGCGGCGAGCAGGUCGUCGUCGAAAUCACGGCGGGCCAAGCGGACGAGUUCUUCCAAGCCCAAGAAAAGUGCCAAGGGCAAGUGA
This is a messenger RNA of Dermacentor albipictus, 795 nucleotides long. Its product is annotated as micronuclear linker histone polyprotein-like. The record is from RefSeq and is a predicted model, not a curated record. Lineage: Eukaryota; Metazoa; Arthropoda; Arachnida; Ixodida; Ixodidae.